CUUGCCCUCCUUUUGAAGGAGUUACGGUUUCGCUUUGCAGCUUCUUGUUUUUGGUUGGUAGCAAGCACUCUCUCUCUCUCUCUCUCUCUCUCUCUCUAGCUAUGCACUGCGAGCGAGGUUUGGUAUUGAGCACUUCGUCGUCUUCGUCGCCGUUUAAUCCGCCUUCUUCCGCGGGUACUUCGGCGGAGGAUGCGGCGGAUAUGGUGGCGGAUCGGACGGAGAUGGAGGCGGCAGAGGCGUUGGCGGAUAUGGCUCAGUUGGCUAUGAGAGAGAAGCCUGCAGAAUCGCCGGCAAAAUGGGGAAGCAAAGGGAAACGAGUCAGGAAGCGAGUCAAGAGCGAGUCGUCCCCCUCUGACUCGCGGUUGAGCCUGGUUGACUCGGCACCACCCUGUCCGGAUCUCGCCGAGGAUCAAGCGGGGCAGAGCGAGCAGAAGGUUCAAGCAAGCCGUAGAAAUAAAUCAACUAAACUUGGAAAGUCCGAGCAGGAUACUGAAUUGGGUAAGCAAACUCCUGUUGUGCCAAGAUGUACCUCAACUGGUAGUGGCAGGUCGAGACAGAAUUUGACUGAGGCUGAGAAGGAAGAACGAAGAAUUCGUAGGGUAUUGGCAAACAGAGAAUCAGCUAGGCAGACUAUUCGCCGAAGGCAGGCUCUUUGUGAAGAGUUGACCCAAAAAGCUGCCGAUCUAGCACGCGAGAAUGUACAGUUGAAGAUGGAAAAGGAUUUGGCCUUAAAAGAGUAUCAAUCUUUAGAGACCAUAAAUAAACAAUUGAAAGCACAGAUAUCAAAGGCAACAAAACCUGAAGCAGGACAAGCUGUAGAACAGCCACCUCAUCUCAACAUAUCUGCCUCUCCAUCUACAACUUACCCAGUGAUGCUUUUUAAUCAAAAUCCUCUACAACCACUAUGCUGGCCUUCUGUUGUUCAGGCCUCACAUCCUAUACAAUCACAACAUGGGCCUCCUACUGCUCUCGUAGUUCCUUCUGGCAUUCCUGCACAAGCUCCUGGAAAUCUUCUAUUAUCUCAGGAGCAGGAAAACCCUGUAAAAAGUAAUGGACCAAGAACUCCUAUAUACAUAGUUCCAUGCCCUUGGUUCUUCCCUCUCCCGGAUCACGGGAAUGGCCUUCAUCUUCAAUCCUCCUCUGGCAUGAAAAACAUGCAUGAUGAAAAUUCUGUGAAUAAUUCCUAUAGUUCUGUUCCAUCUUUGAAAACAAUUACAGGUAUAGAGAACCAUAUUUCUCAUUCUCCCACCGAGAAAGUGAAAGAAGAGACUUCUAGCUCAACUGAAUCCAAACAUGCAAAUGACCUUAACGAGGUCCCGGCCGGAUUCCCGCACGAUGGAGGUAGUCAUUACAUAGGUCUUCACCCCAAAGAAAUGAUGCUUGCACCUCUACCUCAAAGUUCUAUGGGGCCUCCAUUUACUUUUAAACAAGAGAAUGUGUUUCCAUCAGAUUAUGUUGGUCAUGUUUUAACUGUUUUUCCAGAGAAGAACCAGGGAACGGUUGAUUACUCAAGUAAGAAAAUGGUCGAUACUGUUGCUGCAGCUGAGGCAAGGAAGAGGAGGAAGGAACUUACGAAGAUAAAGAACCUCAACAGCCGUCAAUGUCGGACUCCUGCUUAAAACUUACUAUCCAUGAUUCUGGUAGGCUCUGUGACUAAAGGAGUUAGUGGACUGCAGCUUUAGCCUGUGCAGGAACAACUAUAUACAUAGUUUUCAGUUUAAAGGAUCAACUCCAACUUAUUCUUGGCUUUACAAGUUCAAACUCUUUUUAAAGGUUUGAGGUUGUUACCAUUUCAAUAGGUUGCACCAGAAGAUGGAUGGUAACCAAAAAUUUUGGUGGCCUUUUAGCUUUUUUUUUCUGUGUAGCCUAAAACAACCAAGGGUAUGAGAAUUAGAUUUUUGAUUUUGAAUGCUUUCUAUCAGUUUAUCUUUUUAUUCUUACUAAUGUUCUUUUAUAAGUGGCUGGUAGUUUUGGUUAGAGGAUGAAAACUUAUUAACAAAGUAAUGCCACAAUUUUCGUGGUGUUCCAUUCUUUC
Molecule: messenger RNA, 2035 nt
Organism: Carica papaya (papaya)
Lineage: Eukaryota; Viridiplantae; Streptophyta; Magnoliopsida; Brassicales; Caricaceae
Product: Basic-leucine zipper (bZIP) transcription factor family protein
Biological process (GO): regulation of DNA-templated transcription
Cellular component (GO): nucleus
Molecular function (GO): sequence-specific DNA binding; DNA-binding transcription factor activity
Source: RefSeq, a predicted model, not a curated record